This is a messenger RNA of Rotaria sp. Silwood2, 239 nucleotides long. The record is from the annotation of a GenBank genome assembly. NCBI's taxonomy places the organism in Eukaryota, Metazoa, Rotifera, Eurotatoria, Philodinida, Philodinidae.
CCCGAGAUAGUCACGCUGCAAAACAAAAGCAAAUAACUGCUCAACAGAUUUUAUUUACUCAAUGUCAUCGAGAUCUUGAACAAGAUUCAAACAAAGGAAUUGAAGUACUUGAAUCAGCUGAAUAUGAAUGGAAAUCAGCAACUAAAAGUGGUCAACAACAAACAGAUGAUUUAUUUUCCUCUACAAUAAAUUCAAUUCUACCAUUAUUUUCAUGUUUAGAUAAAAUUAGAUAUUAUUGA